AUGGCGCGAACCAGAGGAGCAAAGUCAUCAUUUCCGUUCGGCAGCAAGAGAGUAGCGGGAGAGGCCCCUAUUCAAGGCUCCACAUCUGAGCCUCCACGACAAGUAGCCGCCCCACCUCCGGCUGAACCCGCGCCGUUGAAUCCUCUGGCGAGGCAUUAUCAGACUAGGUCAGGUGGCCAUCCCCUGCAAAAGAAAGCCAGGGUAGAAGACUUAGAGCCAAUUGACUUAACGGAGCAGUCUCCGGACCCCUCUCUAGAGCCCUCUCCAGAGCCGUCUCCAGAGCCGUCUCCGGCGCCGUCUUCAGAACCUUCGGCGGAGCCUCAACCGUCGUAG
Vitis vinifera (wine grape) is the source of this 333-nucleotide messenger RNA. RefSeq lists its product as uncharacterized. The transcript has a single exon. NCBI's taxonomy places the organism in Eukaryota, Viridiplantae, Streptophyta, Magnoliopsida, Vitales, Vitaceae. The record is from RefSeq and is a predicted model, not a curated record. Bases 1 to 333 code for a protein of 110 amino acids.